AUGAAAAUUUCAACAUUUUCAAGUGAGUUUUUACCCAAGUCAUGUUUGGUCAAAGGAAAUCAUGAGGUGAAAUUAGCAAAUUUGUCAUCUUCAUCAUCAUCAAGAUUGAUACCAUUGGCUUCUACUUCCACUUUGAUUUCAAGAAAAGAUAUUGGUCAUAGUGUUACUAUGCCUACUACUAUGACUACAACAUUUGAUCAUAAUGACAUUAGUAGUAAUAUUACUACUAAUAAUUUGGCUACUAUGUGGAGAGAAAUUCAUGGAUCAAGAAAUUGGGAAAAUUUAGUGAAUCCAUUGGAUUCACUUCUACAAGAGGAGAUUAUUAGGUAUGGAGAAUUUGUGGUUGCAUGUUACAAUGCUUUUGAUCUUGAUCCAAAUUCAAAAAGAUACUUGAAUUGCAAGUAUGGGAAAAAUAGUAUGUUGAAUGAAGUUGGCUUGGGGAAAUCAGGCUAUCAAAUAACAAAGUAUAUUUAUGCCACUACAAACAUCAAUGUUUUAUCAAUUGGUCAAAAUUGUUCAUCAUCUAGUGGAAGAUGGAUUGGUUAUGUUGCAAUUUCAAGUGAUGAAGAAACUAAGAGAUUGGGCAGGAGAGAUGUGCUCAUCACGUUCCGAGGAACAGUCACUAAUCCUGAAUGGAUAGCAAAUUUGAUGAGCACAUUAUCUCCUGCUCGUCUCGAUCCUAAUAAUUCCAGGUUAGAAGUGAAGGUUGAAGCUGGAUUUUUGAGUUUGUACACCUCAAAUGAGGAUGAAAAGUUUGGUCUUGGAAGUUGUCGUGAACAAUUACUUUCUGAGAUAUGGAGAAUAAUGCAUGUGUAUAAAGAUGAGGAAAUGAGCAUUACAAUUGCAGGACACAGCAUGGGGAGUGCAUUGGCUCUUUUGUUAGCUUAUGACAUCGCGGAGUUGGGGUUGAACAAAAAAUCAAAAAGUAACAACAUACCAGUCACGGUUUUUUCUUUUGGAGGUCCAAGAGUUGGAAACUCAGGUUUCAAGGAGAGAUGUGAAGAGUUAGGUGUAAAAGUAUUGAGAAUAGUGAACGUGAAUGAUCCUAUCACAAAACUUCCUGGGGUUUUUCUGAACGAAAAUUUUAGAAUUUUAGGUGGAAAAUACGAGGUACCAUGGAGUUGUUCAUGUUAUGCUCAUGUUGGAGUUGAAAUCUUGUUAGAUUUCUUCAACAUACAAAAUCUUUCUUGUGUACAUGACUUAGGAACUUAUCUCAAUUUGCUCAAAAGUCAUCACAAGAGCUUGCAAGUUCAAAGAGAACAAGAGAUUGAUUUCUUUAAUAGAGCAAAGGAGUUUUUCCUUUCAAGGCUCAAAAUCUCAAUGCUUUACAAUGGAGAAAUGUUGCCAUCCAUUAGGUGA
Molecule: messenger RNA, 1359 nt
Organism: Solanum dulcamara
Lineage: Eukaryota; Viridiplantae; Streptophyta; Magnoliopsida; Solanales; Solanaceae
Product: phospholipase A1-Ialpha2, chloroplastic-like
Exons: 2
Coding region: 1-1359 (452 amino acids)
Biological process (GO): jasmonic acid biosynthetic process
Cellular component (GO): chloroplast
Molecular function (GO): glycerophospholipid phospholipase A1 activity
Source: RefSeq, a predicted model, not a curated record